GUUUAAAACGUUGUCUUAGUUGCAAAACUAUAGUUUUAGCGCGUUAAAAAGGACAUUUUAAUAUAUAUAAUUAUAUAUAGUGAUCCUUGCAAAUCGUAAAAGGUUUUAUUGAAAUACUUAUUUGAUUAUUUAAAUGAGUAAAGUAAACAAUUUGUGGAGUGUUUAAAAAAUUAUAAUUAAAACUUAGUGAACAAAAAAAAAUGAAGAACGAAACUAUGUUGAUAACAGAAUUCUUUAGAAAUCGGGAAAUAUUUAUAACCGGUGGAACAGGUUAUCUUGGUAAAAGUUUAAUUGAAAAACUCUUGCGAGAAUGUCCUGAUAUAUCAAAAAUGUAUCUAUUGAUACGACCAAAGAGAAAUAAAACACCACUAGAACGUCUAAAGGAGUUUUCCGAAGAUUUAGUCUUUGAACAUUUACAUCGCGAACAACCGAAUGCUUUUGAUAAAGUUAUACCGAUUGUUGGCGAUAGUGUUGAACUUGGUAUGGGUAUUAGUCAGGAAGAUUUAGAACGUUUGAAAAAUGUUUCUAUUAUUGUACACGGUGCAGCUAAUGUAAGAUUUGAUAACAAUUUGCGUGGCUCCGUAUUGAUGAACACAAGAGGUACUCACGAAUUAUUAAAGAUUGCCUUAACUCUGAAACAUUUAGUAGCAUUUAUACAUGUUUCAACGGCUUAUGUUAAUCCUUUUGCAUCAUAUAUUAAAGAACAGAUAUAUAAAGCUCCAGUUGAUUGGCGUUCAGCAUUAAAAAUUGCUGAAACCUAUGACGAUGAGACGCUUGAAAUUUUAAAGCUGAAAUAUACAAAAUAUUAUCCCAAUGCCUACAGUUUUACGAAAAAUCUAUCCGAACAAGUAGUACUUGAAUUUUCCGAUAGAUUGCCAAUAACAAUACUACGCCCCUCAAUUGUUUCACAUUCAAUGAAAGAUCCAGAACCUGGCUUUAUUGACAAUUUAAAUGGACCUAUGGGUUUGUUAGUUUCCAUCGCUAUCGGAAUUUCUCAAAUAACAUAUUGCAACGCUGAUUUAAUUAUGGCUUUAAUACAUGUAGAUAUAGUAACAGAUUUUACAAUAAUUGCAGCAUAUAGACGAGGUCUAGAAACGAUGAAUUCUAAAAAAUAUGGCCUGGAUAUACGAAACAUAACAGCCGGAUCUCAAUAUAAAUACACUUUAAGCCAAAGCACUAAAAUUUUCCUUGAGCAUACAAGCCAAGAACCUUUUGAGAAAAGUUUAUGGGCACCAACUGGUUUUAUGACCACAAAUUAUUUCUUAUACAUCAUGUGUGUAUUUUUGGUAAAUAUACCAUUAGCUUUGAUUUACGAUUUCCUAUUGAUGUUAUCGAAAGAAGAAAGAAUGGUUUUCAAAUUGAUGCGUAAAUUUGUUUACACUUCAAAAGCUGUUGGAAAGUUUUCACGCGUAUAUUUUGAAUUUCAAAAUGAUGGCAUGUGGGAACUGGUUAAACACAUACCGGAAAAAGAAAUAACAAAGUUUGGUAAUAUUACUAAAGCUUUCGAAAAAGAUUAUAUUGAGACCAUGAAACAGCUAAGAGAUGGUGUGAAAAAAUAUAUUUUUAAGGAGCCACUUAAAGCAACACCAGCUACUCAAAGACGCUAUAAAAUCUUAAUUAUAUUAGACAGAAUUAUAAAAGUGUUAAUAAUUUCAAUGUUUGUAGGUUUGUUAUGGAAACUGGUUAAUUAAAAUUAAGAAUAAUAAAUGAAGAAAGGGAUUUUUAAAAUAAUAAUAAAACCAAAAAUUAAAUAAUUGUUUAUAAA
Messenger RNA from Lucilia sericata (common green bottle fly), 1765 nucleotides. Its product is annotated as putative fatty acyl-CoA reductase CG5065. NCBI's taxonomy places the organism in Eukaryota, Metazoa, Arthropoda, Insecta, Diptera, Calliphoridae. Gene Ontology annotation, biological process: long-chain fatty-acyl-CoA metabolic process. Gene Ontology annotation, molecular function: alcohol-forming very long-chain fatty acyl-CoA reductase (NADP+) activity. Gene Ontology annotation, cellular component: peroxisome. The record is from RefSeq and is a predicted model, not a curated record. The transcript is spliced from 11 exons. The coding region runs from base 201 to 1691 and encodes 496 amino acids.